Messenger RNA from Scheffersomyces amazonensis, 3040 nucleotides. RefSeq names its product transcription elongation factor (gene SPT5). Bases 169 to 3003 code for a protein of 944 amino acids. Gene Ontology annotation, biological process: regulation of transcription by RNA polymerase II; transcription elongation-coupled chromatin remodeling; regulation of DNA-templated transcription elongation. The transcript has a single exon. Gene Ontology annotation, molecular function: mRNA binding. Gene Ontology annotation, cellular component: DSIF complex. NCBI's taxonomy places the organism in Eukaryota, Fungi, Ascomycota, Pichiomycetes, Serinales, Debaryomycetaceae. The record is from RefSeq and is a predicted model, not a curated record.
AUUAACUAUUAACUAUUAACUAUUAACUAAUACUAAUACAGUACAUUAAUUUUUUUGGAGAUUUCCUGCACGCAGUCCGGCAAUAUUGAAAAAAUUGUCACCCACCACCAGCUGGUUGAUAACGACUAGUUUAAGUUCUAGUAAGUUAAUUAGAGCUAGCAUCUCGUAAUGUCAGAUAGCUCAAGUAAUCAGUUAAAGCAGGAAUUGCACGACGAUGAGUCGUUGCAGAGAUCGAAUUCCGGUACUGAUGUGACUGUGGAGUCGGAUAAUCAAUCUCGAGGAAAUAAGCGUACUAUAGAUGAUGCGAAUGAUGAUGAUGAUGACGAAGAAAAUCAACAUCAGGAUGAGGAACAAGAAGAUGAAGAUGGAGAUGAACAAGAGGAUGAUGAAGAUGAUGAUGAUGAAGAAGUUCCUAAUCGUAAGAGAAAGCGGAGAAGAGCCAAUCAAUUUAUUGAUAUUGAAGCUGAAGUCGACGAUGAAGAAGAAGAUGAAUUAGAUGAAGAUGAUGAAGAAGCUGAACUUCUUCGAGAACAAUUCAUUUCUGAUGACAGAGCUGCGGAUGUCAAUGAAGAAGAUCAACAAGAUGAUAGACUUCAUCGACAAUUUGAUCGUCGUCGUCAAGAAGCAGAAGAUCAAGAUGCUGAACAACUUGCAGAAACAUUAAAACAAAGGUAUAGAAGAACUCAUACAGUAUAUAGGGGUGAUACUACCACUAGUGGUACUGUUUCUCAAAAACUUUUGAUGCCAUCUAUAAAUGAUCCAUCUAUUUAUGCUAUAAGAUGUACACCUGGUAGAGAAAAGGAUUUAGUUCGAAGAUUAUAUGAUAAGAAAAGGACUUUAGAAAGAAUGAAUACUCCAUUAGAUAUUUUAACUGUAUUUCAAAGAGAUUCAUUUAGAGGUUACAUUUAUAUUGAAGCAAAAAGACCUGAUGCAAUUGAUAAAGCACUUACAGGAAUGGUUAAUGUUUAUGUAAGAGAUAAACUUUUAGUUCCAGUUAAAGAAUAUCCUGAUUUAUUAAAACAAGUUAAAUCUUCUGAUGUUGAAAUUGUUCCUGGAAUUUAUAUUAGAAUUACUCGAGGUAAAUAUAAAGGAGAUUUAGCUAUGGUUGAUAAUCUUUCUGAAAAUGGUUUAGAUGUUCGAUGUAAAUUAGUUCCAAGAUUAGAUUAUGGAAGAAAUGAUGAAAUUGAUAGAGAUGGUAAAAAAAUAAGACUGAAACUUCGUCCUUUACCUCGACUUUUCAGUGAACAAGAAGCUAGAACUUAUGAUUCUGAAUCUUUUCAACCUGGUAGAGGUCCAAGAAAUUUUAUUUAUAAAGGUGAUGAAUAUAAUGAAGGAUUUUUAUAUAAAGAUUUUAAAAUUCAAUUUAUUCAAACUAAAGAUAUUCAUCCAACUUUAGAAGAAUUAGAUAGAUUUCAAAAUAAUGAUGAAGAUGGUAUUGAUUUAUCAGCUAUUGCUGCUUCAUUAAAGAAUAAAAAUCAAUCUGAAGGUAAACUGUCAACAUCAUUUCAACCUGGUGAUAAAGUUGAAAUUCGUCGUGGUGAAUUAGCUAAAACAAUUGGUUUAGUUGUUGAAGCUUCAUUAAAUGAAAUUACUAUAUCUGUAACUGAUAGUGGAGAUCCAAAAUUUGAUAAUGAAAAAUUAACUGUACCACCAAGUGAUUUAAGAAAAAUAUUUUAUGAAGGUGAUCAUGUAAGAGUUGUUGAAGGUAAACAUUUUGAUGAAACUGGAUUAGUUAUUAAAGUUGAUGGAGAUUCAGUUGUACUUGUUAGUGAUCAAACAAAAGAAGAUGUUCGAGUAUUUGCAAAUUAUUUAAUUAAAGCAUCUGAUGCAACUCUGAAUAUGAAUAGUAUUAAUAGUAAAUAUGAUAUUAAAGAUUUGGUACAAUUAAAUGUAUCAUCAGUUGGAGUUAUUGUUAGAUCAGAAAGAAGUUUUUAUCAAAUUUUAACCUCAGAUGGUAGAUUAAUUGAUGUUAAACCUUCAGGUAUUUCAUCUAAAUUAGAAUUAAGUCGUCGAGAACAAGUAUCUACUGAUAAAAAUGGAUUUACUAUAUCAGUUGGUGAUACUGUUAAAGAAGCUUUAGGUGAUAAAAGAAGAGAAGGAGUAAUUUUACAUAUUUAUAAGAAUUCCUUAUUUAUAAGUCUGAAAGAAAUAGUUGAAAAUUUAGGUAUAUUUGUUACAAAUAGAAUGAAUGUAACAACUGUUUCAACAAAAGAUUCAAUGGUUUCAAGAAAUUUAGGUCCAGAUUUAAAUAGAAUGAAUCCAAAUUUAAAAGUUCCAAGUGCUAUAUCAGCUGUUAAUUCUGCUCUUCAAACAAGAGCUGGUGGACGUGAUAAAUUAUUAUAUCGAGAUGUAGCCGUUAGUAGAGGAGCAUAUAAAGGUUUAAAGGGGAAAGUUAUUGAAGCUGAUGAUAUAUAUGCUAGAGUUGAAUUACAUACUAAGAGUAAAAAAAUUAAAGUUGAAAAGCAAGGAUUACAUGUACUUGAUCGUGGUGAAUGGGUUCCAUACCUUAAAUUUAUUGGUGCAGCAGUUGAUACACAAAGAGAUUUCAAUAAACCAAGAGCUCCUGCAUUUACAUCAGGUGAUAGAUCUACUUGGAAUGGUGGAACUACUCCUGCUGUUGGUGCAGGUGCUGCAUCAACUUGGGGUGGUGAAACUUCUUCUUGGGCUGGAGGUAAGACUCCUGCUUAUGGAAGUCAAUCCACUUGGGGUGGAGCUUCAGCCUGGGGUGCUAAUAAUAAUAAUAAUAAUAAUGGUGGUGGUGGUAGUAGUGGUGGUAAUUCAGCUUGGGGUUCCAAAGGUGGAUCCUCUAGUUGGGGAUCUAAUAGUAGUACUGGAGGAAAUUCCACUUGGGGUAAAGGAGGUAAUUCCACUUGGGGUUCUACCAAUAAAGGUGGUAACUCAACUUGGGGUCAAGGAGGUAAUUCUACUUGGGGUUCUACUGGUGGGAGCUCUAGUUGGGGAUCUCAAAACAAUAAAGGAAACAGAAGUAGUUGGGGAAAAUGAUAACAUAAUAACUUUGUAAAAUGCAUAAAUCGUUUGU